Messenger RNA from Quercus lobata, 810 nucleotides. RefSeq lists its product as uncharacterized. Bases 1 to 810 code for a protein of 269 amino acids. The record is from RefSeq and is a predicted model, not a curated record. Lineage: Eukaryota; Viridiplantae; Streptophyta; Magnoliopsida; Fagales; Fagaceae. The transcript has a single exon.
AUGGUAGGAGAUCCUAUGAGGCGCAACCAAAACCUUUACUGCCAAUAUCAUCAGGAUCAUGGACACAUUACUGAGGACUGCAGAAACUUAUGGGACCAUCUGGACCAACUAGUCCGGGAAGGAAAGUUGAAGCAACUCUUGCAUCAUUCCAGUGGUCGGGGAAGCCAAACGGGCUCGGAACUUCGGGGAGAUGCUUCUUCAAGACACCCUCUUGGCACAAUAAAUGUCAUUUUUGCUACCCCGGGGAGGACCGGAUCUUGUCCUUCCAGAGUAAUGUCAGUAUCUCGUUACCCAGCUAAGGAAUCCAGUUCAAUGCCUAAGAGAGUCAAGAUGGGCAUCCCACUGGUGUUAGGUUUUUCAGAUGAGGCCAAACUUGGAACCAUACAGCCCCAUGAUGAUGCUUUAGCGGUUACACUCAGGAUUGGUGGGUAUGAUGUGAAAAGAGUGAUGAUCAACCAAGGCAGCGGAGCUGAGAUAAUGCAUCCCGACCUAUAUAAGGGGCUAAAUCUGAAAUCUGAAAACUUGACAGCCUACAGUUCUCCUUUGGUGAGUUUUGAAGGUAAAAUGGUCGUUUCGAAAGGUCAGAUCAGACUACCUAUGCAGACCAGUCCGGAUAUGGUGGAAGUGGACUUCAUUGUCGUGGAUGCUUUCUCUCCUUACACGACCAUUAUGGGCAGACCCUGGCUUCAUACCAUGGAGGCCGUCUCCUCUACUCUUCACCAGAAGAUGAAGUACCCAUUCGGAGGCCAGGUUUUGGAGAUAGUAGGAAAUCAGUCUAUAGCCAGACAAUGCCUGGUAGUGGCCAUCUAA